Molecule: messenger RNA, 482 nt
Organism: Geodia barretti
Lineage: Eukaryota; Metazoa; Porifera; Demospongiae; Tetractinellida; Geodiidae
Source: the annotation of a GenBank genome assembly
UUUGUCCUCACCGUUUUCGACUCCAAAAAACGGGUGUGGCCAGGCCUGCGGAGGAGAUGGAAGUGCUGGCUACCGGCUACAGAGGCCGCCAGAACUCCCUCAUAUACUUCUGUCCUCCAUCUCCGUCCCAGCACGUCGUGUUCUUCCAAGGUGACAUGCAGGACAAGAUGGCGAACAUGAUGGUGCACCGGGCGGAGAUCUCGCCCCGCCAGUUGGUGGAGGUGAGCCGCUGGAGCGAGUGGUGUCUGGAGAACACGUGCUCCCUCCUCCAACGCAAGUUCCCGGGUUCCGCCGUGUGGCUGGUCCGACCGUGCCGCAUGCUCCGGAAACUCUUCAGCGCCUUUCACAACUUCGUGGAGUCUUCCAUGACAGGCGUUCCCGCCUACUCCACUCACCACGGAGCCCUUCUCCAUCUCCACCAUCUCCUGGCAGAUGCCCUGGCAAAAGUAAACGAGAGAACCCCUCUCAAACUUACAGUUGAU